CUGUCUCUGUCUGUAUUGUAAAGCGCAUGCAAUGCAGUGAGAAUUAGUCAUGAAUGAAUGUAGUAUUAUCCAGCUCUCUCUUCUCGAUCGCCACUACCAGCCGCAUGCUGCUGGUGCUAUACAUACUACAUACGUACAAUUAAUAAUUAUUAUUUCCAGUACCAUAUAGUAUUAUUCUUGUCUAAUAAUCUAGCUAGCUCCAAAGCCAAAGCAGAGUGGGUACGAACGAGGUAUACAUACAUACAUAGCUUAAUUAGCAGCACGGUAGCUCUAAGACGGAUCGAUCGAUGCAGAGCAGCAGCAGGCAAUGGCAUCAGCAAUGGCGUCGUCCCAGUCCCAUCUGGAUCUGGUACAGCUGCUAAUCGUUGUGGUGAUGACUAUGACGAUGCUGGUGGGUGGCGGCGAGGCGCUGAGCCUGGACUACUACGCCAAGAGCUGCCCCAAGGCGGAGGCGGCGGUGGCGGCGGCGGUGAAGCAGGCCAUGGCCAAAGACCGCACGGUGCCGGCCGGCCUGCUCCGCCUGCAUUUCCACGACUGCUUCGUCAGGCUGCAGGGGUGCGACGGUUCCGUGCUUUUGGACUCGUCGGGGAACAUGUCGGCGGAGAAGGACGGCCCACCCAACGCGUCGCUGCACGCCUUCUACGUCAUCGACAACGCCAAGGCCGCCGUCGAAGCCCUCUGCCCCGGCGUCGUCUCCUGCGCUGACAUCCUCGCGCUGGCCGCCAGGGACGCAGUCGCCAUGUCCGGUGGUCCUUCUUGGCAAGUGCCGGUGGGUCGUCGUGACGGGCGCGUGUCGCUGGCGAGCGAGACGACGACGGCGCUACCGGGGCCGACGGCGAGCUUCGACCAGCUGAAGCAGGCGUUCCACGGGCGCGGGAUGUCGACCAAGGACCUGGUGGUGCUGUCGGGGGGUCACACGCUUGGCUUCGCACACUGCUCCUCCUUCCAGAACCGCAUCCAGCCGCAGGGCGUCGACCCCGCGCUUCACCCCUCCUUCGCCGCCACCCUCCGCCGCUCCUGCCCACCCAACAACACCGCCAGGUCUGCCGGCUCCUCCCUCGACCCCACCUCCUCCGCCUUCGACAACUUCUACUAUCGGAUGCUGCUCUCCGGCCGUGGCCUUCUCUCCUCCGACGAGGCGCUGCUCACCCACCCCAAGACGCGCGCCCAGGUCACGCUCUACGCCGCGUCGCAGCCCGCCUUCUUCCGUGACUUCGUCGACUCCAUGCUACGGAUGAGCUCCCUCAACAACGUCGCCGGCGAGGUCCGAGCCAACUGCAGGCGCGUCAACUAGCUAGCUAUUUCCACUAGCAUCAUAUCGAUCACACUAUCUUAUCUUAUCCACCACACCAUCCCUGCACUGCAUGUAUGGCCUCAACUCAACUCAACUUAUGUACAACAACAAUAUAACGUCGAAUGGCUAUAGCAUCUUUUAAUUUGUUACUAA
Oryza sativa Japonica Group (Japanese rice) is the source of this 1447-nucleotide messenger RNA. RefSeq names its product peroxidase 64. Gene Ontology annotation, biological process: hydrogen peroxide catabolic process; response to oxidative stress. Gene Ontology annotation, molecular function: heme binding; peroxidase activity. Gene Ontology annotation, cellular component: plasmodesma; plant-type cell wall. The record is from RefSeq and is a predicted model, not a curated record. NCBI's taxonomy places the organism in Eukaryota, Viridiplantae, Streptophyta, Magnoliopsida, Poales, Poaceae.